Lycium barbarum (goji berry) is the source of this 918-nucleotide messenger RNA. RefSeq names its product glutathione transferase GST 23-like. Gene Ontology annotation, cellular component: cytoplasm. Bases 1 to 654 code for a protein of 217 amino acids. Gene Ontology annotation, biological process: glutathione metabolic process. The transcript has 2 exons. The record is from RefSeq and is a predicted model, not a curated record. Gene Ontology annotation, molecular function: glutathione transferase activity. NCBI's taxonomy places the organism in Eukaryota, Viridiplantae, Streptophyta, Magnoliopsida, Solanales, Solanaceae.
AUGGCAGAAGAACUCAAGCUUCACAGUACAUGGUCAAGCCGAUUUGGUUUGAGGAUUGCUUGGGCGCUACAUAUCAAAGGGGUUGAAUAUGAUGCCAUUUUUGAAGAUUUAAGCCAGAAGAGCCCUGAACUCCUCCAGUAUAAUCCUAUUCACAAAAAGGUUCCUGUGCUUGUGCACAAAGGCAAACCAAUCUGUGAAUCGCUGGUAAUUCUUGAGUAUAUAGACGAGACAUGGAAGGAAGCUCCUUUGCUACCUCAAGAUCCUUACGAGAAAGCCAUGGCACGUUUUUGGGCAAAAUUCGGGGACGAGAAGCUUCUGCCAUCAAUAUGGAGUGUUUUCACAGGACAAGGAGAGGAGAAAAAGGAAGCUCUUGGUCCAGCGAUGCAAAACCUAGAACUCCUUGAAGAGCAACUGAAAGAAAAGAAGUUUUUUGGUGGAGAGGAAAUAGGAUACCUGGACCUUGUAUUUGGUUGGUUGGCGUAUCUUCUUGAUGUGUUCGAGGAGGCAAUCGACCUGAAGUUGUUUGAUGCAGGCAAAUUUCCUCACUUGUCAGCAUGGAUGAAAAACUUUUAUGAUGCUCCAGUAAUCAAAGAACACUGUCCACCUCGAGACAAACUAGUAACCAAAUACCAGACAGCAAAUGCUCCCAAAUGAACUAGUUUGUGAAGCUGAUCAUGGAAAUAACAACAAACACCAUCAGCUAUGGCUGAACCGCUUAUGUCAAGUUUUGGAUGUUUUAUGGACUAUCAGUAAUAAAAGUUAUGAGAUUCUUACUUAUCUAUCUUUGCUUGUUGGCUAAAUUUACACUGUAUAUGUAAUUUUCAAGCGUCCAUUAAGAUAUUGUAAUUUUAUUUCAAAUCCUGUUAGAGCAAUGAAAUAUUGCUGAUUUUAAAUUGAAGAUGUCCUAGAUUUCUUAUA